Messenger RNA from Zophobas morio, 1971 nucleotides. Its product is annotated as axoneme-associated protein mst101(2)-like. The transcript has 8 exons. The record is from RefSeq and is a predicted model, not a curated record. Lineage: Eukaryota; Metazoa; Arthropoda; Insecta; Coleoptera; Tenebrionidae.
AUGACUAGGAGUUUAAAGAAUCUCGGGGACCUCUUCUGUUUUGUUUUGAAGUAUUUUGAAAGAAUCUCGGGGACCACAUGUGUCUGGUUUUUGAAGAAGGAAUCAGAAAGAAAAGCUGAAGAGAAAGCUGAAAAGAAAGCUAAGGAAGAAGCUGAGAAGAAAGCUAAAGAAGAAAAAAAAACUGAAGAGGAAGCUGGGAAGAAAAUUAAGGAAGAAGCGGAAAAGAAAGCUAAAGAGGAAUCAAAAAGAAAGGCUAAAAAGGAAGCUGAAAAGGAAGCUAAGGAGGAAGUUGAGAAGAAGGCUAAGGAGGAAGCAGAAAUAACGGCCAAAAAGAAAGUUGAAAAGAAGGCUAAGGAAGAAGCAGAGAAGAAAGCAAAAGAGGAAGUUGAAAAGGUAGUUAACGAGGAGGCUGAAAAAAAGGCGAAAGAAGAAGCUGAAAAGAAAGCUAAAGAGGAGGUCGAAAAGACUAAAGAAGAAGCUGAAAAGAAAGCUAAAGACGGAGACGAAAAGAAAGCUAAAAAGGAAGCGGAAAUAACGUACAAAAAGGAAGCUGAGAAGAAGGCUAGGGAAGAAGCUGAAAAAAAAGCUGAAGAUGAAGUUGAGAAGAAAAUUAAGGAAGAAGAGGAGAAGAAAGCUAAAUAGGAGUCAAAAAGAAAGACUAAAAAGGAAUCUGAAAAGGAAGCUAAGGAGGAAGUUGAGAAGAAGGUUAAGGAGGAAGCAGAAAUAACGGCCAAAAAGAAAUCUGCAAAGAAGCCUAAGGAAGAAGCAGAGAAGAAAGCAAACGAGAAAGCUGAAAAGAUAGCUAAAGAGGAGGCUGCGAAAAAGGCGAAGGAAGAAGUUGAAAAGAAAGCUAAAGAGGAGGCCAAAAAGACUAAAGAAGAAGCUGAAAACAAAGCUAAACAGGAUGCCAAGAAGAAAAUUAAAGAAGAAGCCGAAAAAAUGGCUAAAGAAGAAGCAGAAAUAAAGUACAAAAAGACAGCUGAAAAGAAAGCUAAGGAAGAAACAGAGAAGAAAGUAAAAGAGGAAGCUGAAAUGAAAGCUAAGGAGGACGCUAAGAAGAAGACGGAGAAAGAAACUGAAAAGAAAACUAAGGAGGACGCCAACAAGGAGGAGGCUCAGAAAAAGGCGAAGGAAGAAUCUGAAAAGAAAGCUAAAGACGAAGCCGAAAAGAAAACUAAAGAGGAAGCAGAAAUAAAGUACAAGCAGCAAGCUGAAAAGAAGGCUAAGGAAGAAACACAGAAGAAAAAAGCAAAGAAGAAGAAAAAGAAAGACAAGGACGAGGUUGAGAAGAGGGCGAAAGAAGAAGUUGAAAAGAAAGUUAAACAGGAGGCCGAAAAGACUAAAGAAGAAGUUGAUAAGAAAGCUAAAGACGAAGCUGAAAAAAAAGCUAAAGAGGAAGCAGAAACGAAGUACAAAAAGAAAGCUGAAAAGAAGGCAAAAGAGGAAACUGAAAAGAAAGCUAAGGAGGACGCUGAAAAGAAGGCGAAGGAAGAAGUUGAAAAGAAUGCCAAAAAGGAGACCAAGAAGCCUAAAGAAGAAGCUAAAAAAAAAAAAGCAAAGAAGAAAAAGAAAGACAAGGACGAGGUUGAGAAGAGGGCGAAAGAAGAAGUUGAAAAGAAAGCCAAACAGGAGGCCGAAAAGACUAAAGAAGACGUUGAGAAGAAAGCUAAAGACGAAGCCGAAAAGAAAGCUAAAGAGGAAGCAGAAAGAAAGUACAAAAAGAAAGCUGAAAAGAAGGCAAUAGAGGAAACUGAAAAGAAAGCUAAGGAGGACGCUGCGAAAAAGGCGAAGGAAGAAGCUGAAAAGAACGCCAAAGAGGAGACCAGGAAGAAAGCUAAAGAGGAAGCAGAAAUAAAGGCUAAAAAGAAAGCUGAAACGAAGGUUAAGGAAGCAAAAGCCGAAGCUGAAAAGAAAGCUAAGGAAGAGGCUGAGAAGAAGAAGAAGAAGGAACAAGCUGAAAAAAAGCUAUAG